UCUCAGAUCUUUGGAGAAACGGAGCCGGUGAGGAUGGUGUCCGAGGGUUCAGACUGCCGCUGUAAGUGCGUAAUGCGCCCGCUGAGCAUCGAGGCGUGUUCCAGGCUGCGGGACGGGACCCUCCGCACCGAGGACUUUUACACCGUAGAGACGGUCAGCUCGGGUUCGGACUGCAAGUGCUCCUGCACGGCGCCUCCCUCCUCUCUCAACCCCUGCGAGAAUGAGUGGAGGACGGAGAAACUGAGGAAACAGGCUCCCGAGCUGCUCAAGCUCCACUCCAUGGUCGACCUGCUGGAGGGGACGUUGUUCAGUAUGGAUCUGAUGAAAGUCCAUGCAUACAUGAACAAAGUUAUGGCUCAGAUGAACACUCUAGAGGAGACGAUCAAGACCAACCUGAGCAGAGAGAAUGACUUUGUGAGGGACGGCAUGCAGAAUCUGUCCAAUCAGCUGAAGAGGUAUGAGAAUUACUCUGACAUCAUGACCAGCAUCAAAAAAGAGAUCUCCAGUCUGGGACUCCAGCUCUUACAGAAAGACGCUGCCGCGGAAAACAAGGCACAGAGUACGGACAGCAAGAAGGCAAAGGACGCCACUAAAGCUCCAAACAAAAAAGCUGCAGUCCCCAAACCUCCUCCAAAGCAGCCCAAAGAGAAGCCAGUCAAGCCCAAAAAAGAGCCGGCCAAAGGGGCCAAGGCGGCCAAGCCGGACCCCACCGCCAAAACCAAGACACUCAGCAACCAAGGGGGAGUGAUCCGGGGUAUCACUUACUACAAAGCAUCCAGGGCUGAGGGCUCGGACUCCAGCACAGCCGGGAGAGGAGAGAGAGCGGAAAACCCAGCCAAAACUCACACCAUCCAUCACAUUGAAGACAAAGGGGGUUCCGAAAUUGUCUUGGAAGCCAUUGAGCCUACCACGGCCGUGCCAACGACAACAACAAAAACGUCCACAACAACAACAACAACAACCGCCGCCAAGACAACAACGACCACCGCACAAACAGCUGCCACAAAAACCAAUGCCGCCAAGUCAUCCACCACCAGCUCCACCACCACCACCAGCACAGCUGCACCACGUAAACAUAAAGCAUUUCCAAUUCGUAUUUUGUUCUCCUUUCUUGUCCCAGAUAAGUGGCAGGAAUGUGAAGGCACCAUAGCCGCCGUGGAGAUGCCCGAGAGGCACCACAGUUACGGACGCAACGAGGGGGCCUGGAUGAAAGACCCGCUUGCCAGGGACUCUAAGAUCUAUGUGACCAACUAUUACUACGGCAACAACCUGGUGGAGUUCCGGAACUUGGAGAAUUUCAAGCAAGGUCGCUGGUCUAACCUCUUCAAGCUCCCCUAUAACUGGAUAGGAACGGGUCACGUGGUUUACAAAGGUGCGUUCUACUACAACAGAGCCUUCACCCGAAACAUCAUCAAGUACGACCUGCGGAUGCGUUACGUGGCAGCCUGGACCCUCCUUCAUGACGUGGUCUAUGAGGACACCACGCCUUGGAAGUGGAGGGGACACUCGGACAUCGACUUUGCCGUGGACGAGAGCGGUCUGUGGGUCAUUUACCCGUCUGUAGACUACGACUACUCCCAGCAGGAGGUCAUCGUCAUCAGUAAACUCGACCCCGGCGACCUCUCGAUGAAGAAGGAGACCACGUGGAGAACGGGGCUUAAGCGGAACUCGUACGGGAACUGUUUCAUCAUCUGCGGGGUACUGUACGCUGUGGACGUGUAUAACCAGAAGGAAGGUGAGAUUUCGUACGCCUACGACACGCACACCAACACCGAAGCCACGCCCCGGCUACCCUUCACCAACGCGUACGCUUUCACCACGCAAGUGGACUACAACCCCAAAGAGAAGGUGCUUUACGCCUGGGACAAUGGUCACCAGCUCACUUAUAACAUUCAUUUCGUGGGCCAAUGA
Messenger RNA from Chanos chanos (milkfish), 1911 nucleotides. It is a transcript of the gene olfml2a, whose product is annotated as olfactomedin-like 2A. Gene Ontology annotation, biological process: signal transduction. The record is from RefSeq and is a predicted model, not a curated record. NCBI's taxonomy places the organism in Eukaryota, Metazoa, Chordata, Actinopteri, Gonorynchiformes, Chanidae. The annotation marks the transcript as partial. The transcript has 7 exons.